Hemibagrus wyckioides is the source of this 2104-nucleotide messenger RNA. RefSeq names its product SRY-box transcription factor 3 (gene sox3). Bases 269 to 1183 code for a protein of 304 amino acids. Gene Ontology annotation, biological process: regulation of DNA-templated transcription; cell differentiation; anatomical structure morphogenesis. Gene Ontology annotation, molecular function: DNA-binding transcription factor activity, RNA polymerase II-specific; RNA polymerase II cis-regulatory region sequence-specific DNA binding. Lineage: Eukaryota; Metazoa; Chordata; Actinopteri; Siluriformes; Bagridae. The record is from RefSeq and is a predicted model, not a curated record. The transcript has a single exon.
CGCCCAAGUUUGCAGAGUUCUGUGGCACAGCAGAGCAAAGCACAAGGAGCUGUAGAGGAGAGAAACGCACGAUCCCGGUAGAUUUAUUUAGGAAAAAACACACUUUUUGUCUUUAACACACAAAGUUUGUUCGUUUGACUACUGCGUAGUUUCUUUUUUAAAUAGAAGUUUUUUUUCCUGGUAAACUUUUCGCGCGCUUGGUUCCUACUUUUGUAGAAGAAGCGUUAACUUUUUUAGGCUUUAUAGGCGCUUCAGAAAAGUCGGUUGAAUGUAUAACAUGAUGGAAACCGAGUUAAAAAGUCCCCUGCCACCGCAGUCAAAUGCGGGCUCGGGACCGGGCGGGAAGAGCGGCGCCGGGAGCGAUCAAGACCGUGUGAAGCGGCCGAUGAACGCGUUCAUGGUGUGGUCUCGCGGCCAGCGCAGGAAGAUGGCUCAGGAGAACCCUAAGAUGCACAACUCCGAGAUCAGCAAGCGCCUGGGUGCAGACUGGAAGCUGCUGACCGACGCUGAAAAGCGGCCGUUUAUCGACGAGGCGAAACGCCUGCGUGCCAUGCACAUGAAGGAGCACCCGGAUUACAAAUACCGGCCGCGGCGCAAGACCAAGACCCUGUUGAAGAAAGACAAGUACUCAUUACCCGGAGGCCUCUUGGCUCCCGGUGCGGGCGCAGUAAACAGCGCCGUGUCCGUGGGCCACCAGCGCAUGGACGGCUACGCACACGUGGCCAACGGCUGGACGAACGGCGCGUACUCGCUGGUUCAGGAACAGCUGGCCUACCCUCAGCACCACGGCAUGAGCAGCCCACCACCUCUGCAACAGAUGCACCGCUACGACAUGACGGCGGGUCUGCAGUACCCCAUGAUGUCCACGGCACAGACCUACAUGAGCGCGGCGUCCACGUACAGCGGCGUCUCGUACGCGCAGCAGAGCCCGGGUGCAGUGGGCCUCGGCUCCGUGGCCUCCGUAUGUAAGACAGAGCCCAGCUCGCCACCGCCUGCCAUCGCCUCACACUCACAGCGCGCCUGCCUCGGAGACCUGAGGGACAUGAUCAGCAUGUAUCUGCCUCCCGGAGGAGACAGCGCCGAUCACAACACACUCCAGAGCAGCCGCUUACACAGCGUACAUCCACACUACCAGAGCGCGGGGACCGGGGUGAACGGAACACUGCCCCUAACCCACAUUUAACAGACUCACUCGUGUUUUAGGGGUAGUGCAGGAGUAUGGAGCCGACAGAGUGAAGGAAACACUGCCCCUGAAAUACACCUAAGAGACUCGUGUUUUAGGGGUUGUAGAGUUGAGAUGCUGAAUGGCGUAUUACCCCUAACCCACAUUUAAGACUCAUGUUUUAGGGGUUUUGAGGAAAGGGGUGGGGGGUUAAAAAAAAGGACUAAGUACUUCGGAUACUUGAACAUUUAUAAUUUGAAAAAAAGAGAAAAAAAAUCACAGUUCAGUUUUUUAAAAGAUUGAAACUAUUUUACUCUCAAUGAGUUGUCCGUUUGAAAGUUUAUGACAUAUCACGAACUGGGUUCUAAAUGUUGCUCUCGGUUUAGACAUGCAUUGCAAAGGAGCUUUUUUUAUCAUAAGCUAACGCAAUCAACGUGUGUGCAGGAAAAUCGGACUUCUGACUACUGACUACUGAAAUGCAGUCAGAUUUCCUCUCUAUGAAAAGAUAGGCACGUGGCUUCAUGAAGAGGCUGUUGUAAUUUCAGAAAAAAAAAUACACUGGAGGAAGAGUAUAUUUGCUCAUUUUAAUGUUUACACUUAAUUUGUAGAAUGUCAGUUUUGUUGGCUGUGUCCACACCUGUGUAGUCUUUUUUCUGUUUUUGUUUCUGUAUUAGUUUUACACUGAAAUGAAAUAACUGUGCUGGUCGCGAGCGCAAAGUUUGUUUUAUUUAUAGUACUUUUUUUAAGUUUGUGAUCCAUAGUCUUUAUGUCUCGUUCACUUUUCGUUUCAGUUUGUUUGUGUGAAGCUUCUUUUCUGUGAUGUUUUUACAGUAUCAGUUUAACCCAUUUUUGUGGGACGGAGAGUUUUAUUUAAACUGGCGUUUCUACUUAUUUUAAGACCAUCCUUUAUUCUCAAAUGCCGAAUAAAUUUGUACAAAACAA